Molecule: messenger RNA, 1803 nt
Organism: Moneuplotes crassus
Lineage: Eukaryota; Ciliophora; Spirotrichea; Euplotida; Euplotidae
Source: the annotation of a GenBank genome assembly
CAUUAUUGCAUUCAUGGAGAAUUUAAACUACAAAGGAGAGUAUUCUUCAAGCAAAGCCUAUGCUUCUCCUCUUUCAUCAACACCGAUACAGAACAAAGCUGGGGUGAAUUUUAUAAAUACGUCUGAUGCUAGUAACUUUCUGCAUGAAAUAAUUGGACUCAAAUCGGCUUACGGCAGCCAGAUGAGCAAUAAUAAUCCACACUCCUUAACACCAAGUAAAAAUAAAGGGAAUUCUUCAGUGUCUAAUAUAAAGUUUGGCAAAUUGACCAUUCAAAGAGGAACAAGUAAGGAAUCACUAGACUCAGCAGUGGCGAUGUCUACUGACCGGAAGAAAACAGUUGCCAAACUACUUAAUUUUACCAGAACUCCAGACCAAACCACGAAGUCAUCAAAAGGCAAAGGUUCUAAAAUAUUCUCCAAAUUCAUGACUCCUCGUAUAAAGAACUUUGGAGGGAUCCAGAGCAAGCACAGGCUAACAUCAGCAUCUAGAGUAGGAUCAAGAAAGGAUCUCUUACCAAAGCCACUAUUUCAAAAACUUGGCAAGAGUCGGCAUCAACGAAAGAACACAAAAUCUCCGAAAAAGCAGACUGCAAGCAGUAAAUCCAAGAAAAGGCUUCAUGCCUUACCAAAAAAGAAGAGGGCUAUAACUCCUGUGAUUCAGAAGAAGAACGUACUGACGAGUAACAGGUACAACAAAACUCGGAAUCAUGCAGAGAAUCACCCAUUUUUAUUCUCGAACCAAGAUACAUACACUGGGUUGUCAAUCCAGAAGUGUAAUGAAUCUGAUGAGCUAGAGAGCAUAGAGCAAGAUAUCGCUGAUCUUGAUAAACUCAAGAACAUCGGCAAGAUAGGUGACCAAUUCGUCUUUGAACUUGAUGAAAGUGAGAAGCGGCAGAGAGUUCCUCAAUUCGGCUACAAGGAGUAUGAUGGCUUUAAAAAUGCAUUCAAGAAUCAGCCUAAGCAAGCGAAAUCCUACCAAAAGACACUGAGCAGUUAUGAACAGAAGGUACCUUUUGACCAGGAGAUUGUGAGCAUUGAGGAAGCAGAGAAGAAGAAAUAAAAUUAUGGAGUAUCUCAAAAUUGUCAAGGAUAAGAUUUCUAGAAUGGAAACGAAACUGACAACAUCUAAGAAAGAAAAUAACUUUUACAAGCAGAAAAAUGCCGAGCUAGAAGCCCAGCUGAAUUAUUACAGAACAAAGUCACUUGAGUUUGAGAAUUCCAGAGAGAAAUCUAUUGAAAAGGAGAGAGUCAUGGCCAUGAAGUACGGAAUCAUUCUUAGUCAGAACAAGGAGUUAUUAGAUAAAUGUAGACAACUCAAAGCUGAAAAUGAGGAUCUAAAGAUGCAGUUACAUGAUAGGAGGAAGAAGGAGUCUCUAUCAGAUGCUAUGUCUAAUGGUUUAUCUUCUAAGGUACUUAAUAAGUCUACUCAGGAUUAUAAAAGAGAUUACUCUAGCCCUAUUAUGGAUAAUAAUAAUCCAAAUCGACAUUCUUCAACGACUUUGUCACAAAAUUUCAACGACUUUGAGAAAUCAAUCAAAUUAAUAGCUAAGAAUUUAGACAAAAGUAAUGAUUUCGAGGCUGCUAAAAGCCUGAAAGAAGAUCGACCAGGUAUGAAACCUCUCGUUUCAUCUAAAGAAGUCAAUUCUGACGCUCAGGACCAAAUGGCUUUACAAAAGUUGCUCCAUAUUCAAAAGUUUUCCUUGAGUUCGCUUCCUGAGAACCAACAGGCUAUUAUUAACAGUAUGAUCCAAAGACUCUUGGAUAAGGAAAAGUUAGGAGGCAAAGGCCACAUUGAGUAAGACU